Ciona intestinalis (vase tunicate) is the source of this 1056-nucleotide messenger RNA. Lineage: Eukaryota; Metazoa; Chordata; Ascidiacea; Phlebobranchia; Cionidae. The record is from RefSeq.
UGAAACAGUUUGAUAUAUACAGCGUUUAAAAUGUUUUGUCUUAAACUGCUGUUUUGCUCUAUUUUGAUCUUUUCGCUGCAAAAAUACAGCUUCGCUAAAACCGGAAAGUGCCGAAAAGUUACAAGUGGAUUAUGCAAAGAUAUAAUCAGUUAUAAGUUCUCACUACCUACUCUGCUCAAGCACACCAAACGUCGUUCAGCAAAUAAGGCGAUCCGCAUGUUCGACCCAUUUAUCAAGAUGAAUUGCUCUCCUUAUCUUCGGCCAUUCUUGUGUACUGUUUUCUUUGCGCCUUGCAACCGUAAAGGAGCCAAGCUACCAUGCAGAUCAUUAUGUGAAGGUGCUAAGUCAGGAUGUGCUAACAUUAUGGAGAGGCUUGGAUUCGUUGUCCCAGAAGCUCUGUCAUGCGACAAAUUCCCGAAGCAAACUUCCACUUCUCAUUGCAUACAACCGGAAUCGUUUGAUUUGCUGCCCAUGAAAAAGCAGCAAUAACACUUUGAGCGCUUGCACAGUUUUCUCGCCUUCAUAGGCUACAUAUUGGCUUCUGUGGCAAUUCCUUUGUUUACCACAACAAGAAAAUUGGGUUGCGUAUUUCAUUUUCCUCGCAAAACAUUUAGCGCUGAAUGGAUGUGUAUAUACUGCGGAUACUUCAGCCUUUUGCUUGGGCGAUAUUUUAAUUUUUGGUGGCUUGCUGUGUCUCCCCGUAUGUUUCAUUUGUUUAGUGUGGUAUCGCGCUUAUCGGCGUUUCAAUUGACUUGCGGUUGCUUCAUGAUAACCUAAUCAUUUCCGUUUGUUAAAAAUGUAACAAUAUUUUCGACUGCUAAAAUAUGCUAUGCCCGUUUGGCAAGGUGUAGUUCAUUUACUGGUUUAACAAAGUGAUGUAAUAAACUCUCGCAAAUUUCGCAUGUACAUUUCUGCAAUUUAGAAUUAAAGGUACCAUUCGUAAAAUCUAAUUUAUACAUGUCAGCACAAACUCAUUUCUUGACUUUGUGGCGGCUGGUUUGAUCAACUCGCGUGAUGUGUUUUGCCUUUUUUUUUACGGCAAGAAAACUCAAUGCA